Homarus americanus (American lobster) is the source of this 1421-nucleotide messenger RNA. RefSeq lists its product as uncharacterized. The transcript has 3 exons. The record is from RefSeq and is a predicted model, not a curated record. NCBI's taxonomy places the organism in Eukaryota, Metazoa, Arthropoda, Malacostraca, Decapoda, Nephropidae. The coding region runs from base 116 to 631 and encodes 171 amino acids.
GGGACCGGGGGAGGGGGAGAGACAGGCGGGCAGUCUCCUCACACCGCUACUUACCGUCAUCAAGCGGGAACACGAGGCCUUUACUGCCGGAGACACCACCACUCACUACCAACUCAUGACAACAGAUGCCCCUACCAUCUCUCCCGACUCCUACCACACCCACCACACCGCCACGCAUACCGCCUCCUCCCCCUCACCUGAUCUCUGCAUCAAUUCCAACCCAGAGGACGGGCCAGCGAGUCCCCUGCCCGUGGAGACGCAGCUGGAAUCGUGCAGCAGCUCCUCCGUGGCCAAGCUAGAGCAAGAGGAGGAUUCUGCCAUGUCGCCUCAAGACAAGAUCCACUUCGACUACCACCAGCAGGUGAAGCCGCCUGCUUCACACUGGCUCCAGGCUAAUGGCGCCUCCACUAGCACUCACACACCUGAUGCUGAAGAUAGAGACAGAGAGUACCAUAGGGUGCGGUUGGCGCAGCUGCGGGAGGAGGGCGCCGCCCGCCUGAGGGUACUGGAGGCUGAGCUGACCCUCCACCACCAGCAGCGACACAUGCUCCAGCAGCAACACCAGCUCAAGAUGCAGAUACUUAUGGAAAAGCUCAAGAGAGUCAGAGAAGGUACCCCUCUUAAUGAUUAGCUGCUGCUCCACCACCAUACCAGUCAUCUCUCUCUCUCCUUCCUCCAAGCUACCAUGCCUAGUUUGUGAAGUGCUAGAAACAUAGAAUAAGAAAUAACUGAAUAUUGCGAGUUAUUUUGAGCUGCACAUUAGUUUUAUACAUGGCUUUUUGACACUCACACGACCUGCUAAUUCCACUUAAUACGACUUAUUUCACAUUAAAAUAUCGUAUAUAAUUAAGUAGUUUUCGCGGCGCCAACGCCUCCUUACGUGAUUUUGCUGCUGACUAGCACCAUCAAUCCUCAACGAAGAAAAAUUUAUUCGUUCGCUAGUGUGGCGUACGAGUAAUUGCUUGUUUAAUAUUUAAAAUAAAUUUGAGCAUUCUUGAAACAAGAUAAAAGUCAUGGUUCCUGAAGUUAAAUAACAUUUAAGUACCACAGAUAGGGAAAAGUUUUGAAACACACGAGUUGAUGGCAGUGGUUCAGCAACAUUGCCAACAGUCAGUCCGAAAAUAAUUAUUACUAGUGGUACUGUACAGUACUCAACUCACGUGAGCCGAACAUGGAAGUAACUAUUUUGAAUUUAAAGCUUAUUUUCACCAUCGUAGCUGCUCAUUUACGUUCUAACUCGACUCUCCCAAUUAAACCAUCAGUUUGUUUAACGGUACUGUAUUUAUGCUUCUAUCUCUUACACACACACACACACACAUACACACACAUACACAUCCCUCUUUGAUAACAUUGUACAGUGAAUUAUCUGUAAUUUUAAAAUAUUAUUUGUACUGUAGCUGAAUAUUCUCCAUGGUACCAAA